This is a messenger RNA of Solanum verrucosum, 4092 nucleotides long. RefSeq names its product cyclic nucleotide-gated ion channel 1-like. Gene Ontology annotation, cellular component: membrane. The record is from RefSeq and is a predicted model, not a curated record. NCBI's taxonomy places the organism in Eukaryota, Viridiplantae, Streptophyta, Magnoliopsida, Solanales, Solanaceae. Gene Ontology annotation, molecular function: zinc ion binding; monoatomic ion channel activity; nucleic acid binding. Gene Ontology annotation, biological process: transmembrane transport; monoatomic ion transport.
AUGCAUGACUACAUCAAUGUUGAAGACAUCGAGUUGUGGGACGUGAUUCUUGAUGGACCUUACAUUCCCACGACCGAAGUGAAAGAUGGUGAGCUUACUAAGACGAUCAUCAAAACCAUAAAGGAGUACAACGAAACGGACAGGAAGAAGAUAGAGAAGAACUAUAAAGCGAAGAAGAUUCUGGUAUGUGGAAUCGGCUCAGAUGAGUACAUCAAAAUUUCUGCUUGCAAGACAGCCAAUGAGAUAUCAGACUGUCUCCAAACAACCCAUGAGGGAACAACACAAGUGACAAAGUCUAAGGUCGAUAUGUUGAUGACUCAAUACAAAAAUUUCUGUAUGAAGGAAGGUGAAACCAUUCACAAGAUGAACUCAAGAUUCACCUCCAUAAUCAACGAACUGAGAUGUCUUGGUGAACCUAUUCCACCAAGAAAACAAGUUCAAAAGAUUCUCAAAGUUCUUCCCAAGUCAUGUGAGAGCAAAGUAAAUGUUAUAACUGAAGCAAAAGAGCUGAAGAUACUCGCCAUAGAUGAACUGAUUGGAAAUCUCCAAACCUAUGCGCUGAACAAACAACAGGGGUCAAACAUGAAAGAGGGAAAGAAGGAGAAAUCAAUGGCAUUGAAAACAUCAUCAAAUGAUGGGACUGUGGAGGAGGAUGAAAUGACAUACAUUACUAGAAGGUUCCAGAAGAUUAUCAAGAAGCACAGAGGCUUUCAAAAGAAGGGUUCGACCAGCAGGGUAGAAAAUGCAAAUGAUCUUUGUCAUAAAUGUGGUAAGCCUGGUCACUUUAUGAGGGACUGUCCUAGUCAGAAGCAGGAAACUAAGGACUUCAGACCUCGAAGAAGGGACCAGGUCCUAGACCAUGCCAAGAGAAAGGCUCAUGCUAAUCAACUAGUGAAGAAAGCCUUGGAAGUAUGGGGAAAAACAUCUAGCGAAUCCGAGGAAGAGGCAGAUAGUCAUGAAGAUAUCUUUAUGAUGGCUGUCGAAGAUGAUGGAACUGUGUUCAAUUCCAUUUUUUCACUAAUGGAAAAAUCUAGUGAUGAAGAGGAUCUGAAUGAGGUAACCCUUUUCGAUCUAAAAAAUGACCUAGACACUCUUCCCAUUAAAAGAUUGAGAAAACUUGCUGAUGUACAAAUUCACUCAGUUGAUGAAUUAACUUCUAAAAAUUUGAUGAUAAGUGAAAAACUAAGUUUGUGCGAGGAUGAAAACUCAGGUCUUAACUCUCAGAUGUCUAAAAUGAGUGUUAGGAGAGGUAUCCUAGAGUCUGGUAGUCUGCAACCCAACGAGGAACCUAGUACCUCUGAGGGUGGGAAGCGAAAACUCUGUAACUUUGAGGUUGAGCUAGAUGAGAAACGUAAGACCUCAGAGUCUAAGGUAUUUGCCUCCUUUGAAAGGAACUCUCAUCUAGUGAAGGAUCUUUCAAAUCAUAAGUUCAACAUCAAAAAGGGGUUAGGUUGUAGACAGAUAGAUCCUCCCUACAAUCCCAAUAGUAAAUAUGUGUCUGUCUCUGACAAUCUUUUGUGUACCCAUUGUGGAAGAAAUGGUCAUCUGAAAGAAAAAUGUGAGGUUCUGAGAGGAGUAAACGAAAGGCAGGAGAAGUUCCUUCAAUCGAAAAAGGUCCUUGUAAAAAGGAAAAAGGAUGAUCUUGGUAAGUUUGAUGCCAGGAGUGAUGAAGGGGUGUUCGUCGGGUACUCUUCUACCAGCAAGGCAUAUAAAACUUUUAACAAAAGAACUCUAUGUGUUAAAGAAAGCAUGCAUGUGAUAUUUGAUGAGUCUAAUGAUAAGAGCAACGAUGAACACAAAGAAGACCCUGAAUUGGAGGAACUGAUCAAGGGAAAACAGGACAAGGCAAUCCAAAAUCUUGGAAGCAAACACGUUGCAUGGGAAAAUGGUGUAGAACUCACAGAAGAACCGGAAUGUGAAGAAGAUGAAUAUGUUGUUGAUGUUGAAGAAGAGAUAACUAGAAAGUCUAGAUGGAAACAUCAAUCUUCACAUUCACUGGACAAUCAAAAUUCAUUGGCUAAUAGGCCAUUUCAUGUCAGAAAACCAUUGGUUAGCUCAUUGAUGAGAAGUGUUAAAAGAAGGCUUGAUAAGAGUUCUGAAAAAGUAAGUCGCCGGAGAAAAUCAAUUCGUGUACAUCGUGUAACUGAUAAGCAAACAAAAGAUCAAUCUGUUGCAUCAAACAAGAAAGUUCUUGAUCCUCAGGGGAGAUUUCUUCAGCAAUGGAACAAAGUAUUUAUAUGGGCUUAUAUAUUUUCGGUGUCACUUGAUCCGUUGUUUUUAUACACUCCUGUUAUUGAUAACAAAAGUAAGUGCCUAGAUUUGGACAACACGUUAAAGAUCACUGCUUGCGUUCUACGUUCUAUCACUGAUCUUUUCUAUGCCUUUCACAUAAUCUUGAACUUUCGUACUGGCUUCAUUGUUCCUUCUUCUCGAGUUUAUGGAAGGGGUGAGUUGGUUGAAGAUUCCUCAGCUAUAGCCAAGCGAUAUUUGUUAUCUUAUUUCAUCGUUGACGUUGUAGCAGUCCUUCCACUCCCACAGAUUGUGAUAUUGAUUAUCGCUCCCAACAUGAACGGCCCCAUUUCUCUGGCGACGACAGAUAUGUUGACGAUUGUAGUUUCUGCUCAAAAUGUUCCAAGAUUUUUUAGAAUUAUUCCAUUGUACAAAGAGGUAGAAAGGACUACAGGCUUCUUUAGUGGAAGUACAUGGAGUGGAGGUGUUUUUUACCUUUUCCUCUUCAUGUGGUUCAGUAAUGUAACUGGAGCCUUUUGGUAAUUGUUCUCAAUAAAACGCCAAUAUAUAUGCUGGCGCAAUGCGUGUGACAAGAUCCCCAACUGUUUGUCAGACUACUUACAUUGUGGAGGAAAAAUGAAUGGAAAUGCUUUAUUACUGAACUCUUCUUGCCCUCUCCUAAAACAAGAAGAUAUAAAAGAUCCAAAUGACUUUGAUUUUGGAAUUGCACUUGAUGCUCUUCAGUUUAAGGUUGUGGAAAAAGGAAAAUUACGGACCAAACUCUUGUUUUGCUUUUUGUGGGGGCUGAGAAACUUAAGUUCUCUUGGCCAAAACCUUAAGACAAGCACCUUCGAUGGAGAUAUUAUCUUCACCAUCUUCAUCUCAAUUAUGGGGCUUAUCUUGUUUUCCUUGAUUAUUGCCAAUCUGCAGAAAUUAUUUCAAUUUGACCUGAUUAGAGUAGAAGAAAUGAGAGUGAGAAGGGGGGAUGUAGAACAGUGGAUGUCUCAUCGCAUGCUUCCCAACAAUCUGAGAGAGAGAAUUAGAAGACAUGAACAAUACAAAUGGCAAGAAACAAAGGGAGUUGAGGAAGAUUCACUCAUUCAAAAUCUUCCUAGAGACUUGAGGAGAGAUUUAAAGCGCCAUCUCUGUUGGUCUUUGCUAAAAAAAGUUCCCAUAUUUGAGAAAAUGGACAAACAAUUACUGGACACAUUGUGUGACAGACUGAAACCAGCACUCUUCACAGAUAAGAGCUUCAUAAUCCGAGAAGGCGAUCCAGUAGAAGAAAUGCACUUUCUAAUGAGAGGUACACUGUUAACUCUGACCACAAAUGGUGGAAGGACUGGUUUUUUCAACUCUGUUCAUCUCAAGGCUGGCGACUUCUGUGGUGAUGAGCUUUUGACAUGGGCUUUAGAUCCUCAUACUUCCUCCAGUAGUCUUCCAAUUUCAACUAGAACAGUGCAGGCUGUAACUGAUAUAGAAGCUUUUGCCCUCACUGCUGAUGACCUCAAGUUUGUCGCCUCGCAAUUUAGACGUGUGCAUAGCAAGCAACUUCAGCAUACUUUCAAGUUAUUCUCACAACAAUGGAGGACAUGGGCUGCAUGCUUUAUACAAGUAGCAUGGCGUCAACACUGCAGGAAUAAGCUCGAGAAAUCCUUAAGAGAGGAAGAAAAUAAACUGCAGGCUACAUUAGCUAAACAGAGCACAAAUGCACCAAGUCUUGGUGCUGCCAUAUAUGCAUCAAGGUUUGCAGGUAAUGUUCGGUGCGCCUUGCGACGCAACCAUACAACUGGUACCGAAUCAUCUCCCACAUUACCUCGACUGCUUCAUAAACCAGCUGAACCAGAUUUUAGUGAGAAAAAAUGA